AAAAGGCUUGCAAGAAGCGUCUGAGGGAAGCUCCAUGGAAAUGUGUGAGAGGAAUCCUUUAAAUCCGGGCUAUGUUGGUUCUCUGUUGAAUUUUGCUCCCCCCGACUCGCUGUAUUUCUCCAAUUUGCGCGGCAAUGGAGCCCACAUAGCCGGGCUGCAUCAGAUUCCUUAUAAUAGGCGAGAGGUGUGCACGCUCCCGUGGACUUCCUCAAGUUCGUGCACGCCCGGACCGGCAGCGCCGCCGCCACAGAACCGCGCCUUCGGGGGCUACUGUCCGCCGUUCCUGUCCAGCUCCAGCUCCGGCGGCCACGUCAAGCCUCACGCGGAGGAGUCCGCUCGGUGCUUUCAGGACGCGAGCCACAAGACCGAGGAGCCUGGCCGGCAGGAUGACGUUUACGGCGGUGACCGCACUUACUCCGACCCCGGCAGCCGGUCUCACGUUUCCACGGCCCAGAUUGAUGCGGAUUCGACGGAUCCACUUAAUGUAAACGGGACCAAACAGGAGCCGAAUCCUCUUCAUCCAUCAUCAAGCCACUCGUGCUCCAGGACUACUUUUGCUGAAGGUGUCCCAUGGUGCUCGUCGCACGUGAAGACCAGGAAGAAGAGGAAGCCUUACUCGAAGCCACAGCUGGCUGAACUUGAGAAUGAAUUUAUGGUCAAUGAAUUCAUAAACAGACAGAAACGAAAGGAGCUGUCUGACAGACUGGACCUGAGCGACCAACAGGUGAAAAUAUGGUUUCAGAACCGGCGGAUGAAGAAGAAGAGACUGAUGAUGCGAGAACAAGCGUUCCCUACGUACUGAUGACCUUUGGACUUGAUCGUGACCAGCGGCGCACAGAAAUAUGUUGCACUUGCGUGUUGCUGCACAUGACGAGCCCUUCGGGCUUCCGGCUUUGUCUUGGAUUGAAAAGUGUAAAAUAUGUCCAUGCCUGUCAUAUGUUAUUGGCAUCAUUUUAAUCCAAUCACAUCAAAUGUAGCAAAGUAAUUAUUAUUUAAAAAGCAGUGCAGAUGUUUUCCCGACAAGAGAUUCUACCCAGUUGGACAUCUUUAACUUCGAGAAUUCGACCUGAGGUGUUGCUCGUCCGUGCGGAUGAAGAUGAGCCUAUUCUUCCUCACAGCAAACGUCCGGCUCAUUGGAUGUGGCUCUAUGCAUUUGUUGCUUUGUAGGGUGGCCUGUGCAUGUAUGGGACACUACGUGUGGAAGCGAGCAGCCAAAUUAAUGUUUUGGGGCAGUUGAAUUUGAAAAGUUGAAAAAAAAAUCGGAAUACAAUAUAAAUGCAUGCAUAUCUAUUAAUUGCUGUUUUCGACUGAAUGCCUGAUUCACCCAGUUUGUAGGAGCUCCGUUAACACGAGCAUUGUUGCAUUUUGUUGUCGCCGCCUGCUCAUUCAAGUUCGUUUUAGGUAGAAGCAAGUGAGUUUGUGGAUGUGAAGACCUCGGAUGCUGUUAAAUCAGAAUUAUAACUGCAUUUCCAGCGGCCAAAUUCUCCGUCAUGCUUCAAAUGCCACUGUACAGUCAUUAAUAUUUUGCAUUCGACUGGACUGGACUCAUUUUAAAAUCAUUCCACGAAGCAUGUUAUUGUAAGAUUAAAAAAAAAUGUGAAAUAGAGCAGCAGUCUGUUUUACGCACGGGCAAGGUUUUGGUUUUCUAAUGCGGGCGCUGUUUUAAAUAAAGAACCUUUUUAAAUGAA
Betta splendens (Siamese fighting fish) is the source of this 1688-nucleotide messenger RNA. It is a transcript of the gene hoxd12a, whose product is annotated as homeobox D12a. Gene Ontology annotation, biological process: regulation of DNA-templated transcription. Bases 35 to 802 code for a protein of 255 amino acids. The transcript has 2 exons. Gene Ontology annotation, molecular function: DNA-binding transcription factor activity, RNA polymerase II-specific; sequence-specific double-stranded DNA binding. NCBI's taxonomy places the organism in Eukaryota, Metazoa, Chordata, Actinopteri, Anabantiformes, Osphronemidae. The record is from RefSeq and is a predicted model, not a curated record.